AUGGAUUUUUCAGUAAUUCUAAGCUCUAUAUUUGUUAAUUACUGGUAUAUAGGGGCACUUUCAGCUAUAUGUUCUGCAAUUUCUGCAGCAAUGGGUGAUAUAUUAACACGUUAUUCAUUUGUAUAUGAAGAGAGUUUACCAGAAUCAGAAAGAAGAAUCUUAUUACUUCGACCUUACUGGCUAUGUGGAAUGACUCUAACUAUAAUUCUAAAUCCUUUAAUAACCCUAUUUGCAUAUUCAUUUACUGCUGCUUCAGUUGUUAUGCCAUUUGUAGGACUUCAAAUAAUAUUAUCAUUAGUAUUUGCACAUUUUAUUCUUGGGGAACAUAUUAGAAUUAUAGAUUAUGUAGCAUUUGGAAUUAUUUCAGUGGGAAUUACAGUUGCAUUAUUUUGUGGUGCAAAAUAUAUAAAAAUUAAUACUGAUGAAUUCUCUAUAACUGAUGCAUACAUAGCUUAUAAUGCAAUUUUAGGAAUUUCACUAGCUAUAUGUAUAUGUUUAUCAUUACCUAUUAACCCUUUGAUUUUUUGGACUAAAUUACAAAGAUUUUGUAUAACAACAGUUUCAGGAUUAGCUGGUGCAGCAUGCUGUGUUUCUGCUAAGGGUGGUAUAUUAUUAAUUGAAAUUGCAGCAAGUGGAGAAUGGUUUAAAUAUUUUAACCCUUAUUUAGUGGGUAAUAUCUUUGUAUGUAUUUCAAUGGCCAUAAUACAAGUAUUUUAUUUAAAUUGGGCUUUAUUACGUUAUCCUGCAACUUUUGUUGUACCAGUUGUAAAUUCUGUAUUAAUAGCAGUUGGUAGUACAGGGGCUAUUAUUGUAUAUCAGGAAACACCAAGAAAUUCCCUUGGAUUUAUACUUGGUGUUAUUGCAGUUAUUAUUGGAAUAAUAAUGCUAAGCCAUGCAUCUAACGAUCGUACACAUUGUUCAAUAAGAGGACCUCGUGAAAUAAAUAAGGAUAUUAAUAAUUUACAAAAGCAUAUAUUGAUGAGUCAAGCAUCUACUGCUGCAAACUCAUUUGAGGCAUCAUCAAUAUCAGGUGAGAAUACAGAAGAUAUAAUAGAUUUGGAGACAGUAAAUUUAGUUGACAAAUAG
This is a messenger RNA of Cryptosporidium muris RN66, 1086 nucleotides long. RefSeq lists its product as uncharacterized. Lineage: Eukaryota; Apicomplexa; Conoidasida; Eucoccidiorida; Cryptosporidiidae. The transcript has a single exon. The record is from RefSeq and is a predicted model, not a curated record. Gene Ontology annotation, molecular function: magnesium ion transmembrane transporter activity. The coding region runs from base 1 to 1086 and encodes 361 amino acids. Gene Ontology annotation, biological process: magnesium ion transport. Gene Ontology annotation, cellular component: membrane.